Osmia lignaria (orchard mason bee) is the source of this 3242-nucleotide messenger RNA. RefSeq names its product forkhead box K (gene FoxK). The record is from RefSeq and is a predicted model, not a curated record. Gene Ontology annotation, molecular function: RNA polymerase II cis-regulatory region sequence-specific DNA binding; DNA-binding transcription factor activity, RNA polymerase II-specific; protein binding. NCBI's taxonomy places the organism in Eukaryota, Metazoa, Arthropoda, Insecta, Hymenoptera, Megachilidae. Gene Ontology annotation, biological process: regulation of transcription by RNA polymerase II.
UUGAUCGAUCGGUCGGAUGAACGAACGGACGGACGGUCGGUCGGUCGGUCAGUCAGUUGGUCAAUCAGUCAAUUAAUCGAUCGAUUACUCGAUCGGUUGCUCGAUAAAUUUUGCAAACGAUUUCAUUAGCGUCGUAGUGAAAAAUAAUUAAUGUAUUUUCAUGUCUUCCCUCUUAACGCUAUCAUCGAUGUUAUUAAACGAUAUCAAUCCAUGGCCUGGGUCAGAUACUACAAUUUUGACUCGUCAUUCUUGUUCCUGUUCUAUCCGUACGAACAGUGUAUCUUUCUCCGACAUUACUUCUUUCUCCGGCGGAGGGUUUGCUCACUCGGUGCUAUGUCUACGUACUCCCGUACUCAGGAGAGCGACGCGUGGGCCCUUCUGGCACUGAAGUCGGCACCGGCCAGUCCGACGAAGAUGCAGUGGAACCCGGAGGCAAAGGGUGCACCGAUUGCACGACUGGAGGGUCGCGAGUUCGAAUACAUGGUUAGACAGCGACGUAUCACUAUCGGACGUAACAGCAGCAGGGGUGAGGUCGACGUCAACAUGGGCCACUCCAGCUUUAUCUCGCGACGGCACCUUGAAAUAUUUUAUGAUCACCCCUUUUUCUUCAUGAUUUGCAACGGUAAAAAUGGUGUAUUCGUUGACGGAGUCUUUCAACGAAAGGGCGCGCCUGCCUUUCAAUUACCAAAGACAUGCACAUUCAGAUUUCCAAGUACAAAUAUCAGGCUCGUAUUUCAGUCAUUAGUGGACGAACAGGAGCAGAACAAUGUACGCGUACCUUCUCCACCAAAACACAGAGCACCGUUGCCACCUUUACGUAUCAAUAUUCCGGAUACAGGAUAUAGCAGUCCGUUUCCUUCUCCCACUGGAACUAUCAGUGCUGCUAAUUCGUGUCCUGCUAGUCCACGAGCAGGACAGGGAAGAAGAAACAUAUCUGCGGACCUUCAAAUGGUGGCAGUGUACGCAGCUGCUGUUGCCAAUGAUCCUCAAAAUUCAAAUUUGGAAAGACACGAGGGUGGACAGAGUUCUAGCAGACAGAUAAGCCCUGAGCUAAGCGUGGACUCUAGAUACAGAGGUGGAAGUAGUGCAGGACCGAACGGUACUGCAGCAAAUUGUAGUCCGCCAAAGGACGAUUCAAAACCGCCGUAUUCGUACGCGCAGCUGAUCGUUCAGGCCAUAGCGUCCGCGGCGGAUAAACAGCUCACGUUGUCCGGGAUUUAUUCGUACAUUACGAAGAAUUACCCGUAUUAUAGAACGGCGGAUAAAGGGUGGCAAAAUUCCAUAAGGCAUAAUCUUUCGUUGAAUCGUUAUUUCAUUAAAGUACCGAGAAGUCAAGAGGAACCAGGGAAGGGUUCAUUUUGGCGAAUCGAUCCUCAGUCCGAAGCGAAACUGAUAGAACAGGCAUUUAGGAGAAGAAGGCAACGUGGCGUGCCAUGUUUUCGAGCUCCUUUCGGACUCUCGUCACGGAGUGCACCCGCUUCACCGUCUCACGUAGGAAUCAGCGGGUUGAUGACACCAGAAUGUCUUAGUAGAGAAACAUCGCCAGGCCCAGAAUCUUAUCCGGACAGUUCUGUACCCUCUCCGGCUGGUCAAUUGACUAGUCAAUCCGCACCAGGAUCACCCGGUCAUCCGUACGCGCCCUCGAGCCAGUCGUCUCAUAAGGGUCGUCUGAUGCAACAGAUUACCGUUGUCACGAACGGUGUUACGAGUGAUUCAGCUAGAGAAGAUAAGUAUGUCGUAUCCGGAAAUGCUGCAGAAGAACAUUCUCUUUCCCCGGCCGGUCAGUACAGUCCGGCUCCUGUUAUUGUACAAACGACGUAUAACUACAGCGGAAGUUUUAUUGGUCCCGACGCAGGCGUCGGAGUUUCAAAGCGUCCGCACGAGGAAUCGGAUAGUUCACCAGGUUCACCGGCACCGCUUGCAAUCGUCGAAAGUCCCGAGCCAUCCGAACACCAACAACCACAGACGAAACGUCAACGCGUUCACGAUAUGGACGAUCAUUGAAUCGUUGUCCUAUGGCAUCGUUACGUAGGACAUUUGUUACAUUGCGCUAAUUCGUUCAUUGACAAAUAUAUCUGCACGCGCGUGUACCCCCUCAUACCUGUUCGUGUGUACGCCCGGUAAACGGAUACACGCUUUAAUAUCCGAUAUGUCGAAUCCAUGCCCAUAAUCCAUAUCACGUCUUGAUAUCCACCUACAUAAAACCCUCAUGUUUGUACGCGCGCGUACAAAUACGUACUACAUGUACACGUUACACCCAAUGCUGUACUAUCAUUCAUUUUAUUACAUAAUGAUUAGUUUAGUCCGCGUAUGGAUAAAUACUCGACCCAAUUCAUUGUUUUACGCAACAAGUGGGAACAUUUUCAUGCGAGGAAAGUGAGAAGACAAUGUAUUAUUCCCAUGUACCGUGUUCUGACUUGUAUCGACAUUCAGUUUCUCGUAUCCGUUAUCUUUUAUUUUUUUCUUUUUUUUUCUUUUCUUUCUUUUUUCCUCUCUCUCCGGUUACAUCGUCGACGAAUCUGUAUUAUAACACGUAUACCUGAUAUACGGUUAAUCGAGUACAUUUCCUUGGUCUUUUUUCAUUUGCAGUGUCGGUACAGGGAGACGACGCGAGCUUUCGCGCGUUCGUAGCAAGAAGGGAUUAAUUGUUUCAAGACGUUUGUAUAGAGAGGAUACGUCGGAUGAGAAACUAAGUACUUUGCAACGACGUGUAUCGAAGAAGCUGAGAAUCUCAUUGUCGAUAGAAAAGAAAAAAAAAAGGAGACGUUGCAUUAUUAGAUCAGCCGAUGUGGUUCGCGUGUACGCAGAGAAGGAAGAAGCUAGUAUCUCCUGUCGUUCAAGAUGAAAGGAGCCUCGUGCAGUCUUUGCAAUUAUUCUGUACACGUGUUUCGUUGAACGCGCAACUAUCGCUGUAAAAGGUUUGGCAAAAUCGGGAAAGACGUCGUGUUCCCGAUCAUUGUCGUUUUUUUUCGCCGAUCGAUCGGUAUCGAUGAUGCCGCUGUUCAUGUUCGUCGGGAUGCUCCGGGAAGCCGUAGACACGAAUCGUAGAUUGUAGUUGUGCGUACGAUUCUACAAAGUUUCUAUUUAAAGAACAAGCAAUAAUUUUACGCUGAAUACGUCGAUCGAAAUUUCAUUUUGACGUGCCUGUUUAUCUAACGAAGAUAUUAACGUACUAUAAUCACAAACAGGAAGAGGUGAUAGUAUUUUUGUUGCCACUUGUAAAUAAACUCUUAAACGAAUAA